Molecule: messenger RNA, 1965 nt
Organism: Argentina anserina (silverweed cinquefoil)
Lineage: Eukaryota; Viridiplantae; Streptophyta; Magnoliopsida; Rosales; Rosaceae
Product: lysine histidine transporter 1-like
Exons: 8
Coding region: 296-1678 (460 amino acids)
Biological process (GO): amino acid transmembrane transport
Cellular component (GO): membrane
Molecular function (GO): acidic amino acid transmembrane transporter activity
Source: RefSeq, a predicted model, not a curated record
AGCUUGAAGCUUAUCAUUAUAUAUUUGUACCUUUCAUUAGAUUUUUGAUUCAUUCAGCAUUUGGAGACAGACUUUGCAGGCCAGAUUGAGUAUUUGAUAUACAAGACAGAAGACUAGCAAACAAAUUACAAAUGAACUUGGAAGUUGCCAGCAACUUCUAUUAGCAAGGGCGGAGUUUAACAUUCUGUCAUUUUCGAUACAUUCAUAGCUCAGCCUCGUAAUACAUUAUAUGUUACAUCUCUCCAUUCAUUUUCAUGUUUCAUGCUCUAAUUCUUGAAGCCUACUCUGUACAUCGAUGGGAACUCAAGCUCCAUACGACUACAGUUCUUCUGCCACAGGCAAUAUGGAUGAACAACCGGAGAAGCAAGCAAAGAUAGACGAGAAAUUGCAGAGGCAAAAGGAAAUAGAUGACUGGCUUCCGAUUACUUCAUCAAGGAAUGCAAAGUGGUGGUACUCAGCUUUCCACAAUGUCACUGCCAUGGUUGGAGCUGGUGUCCUAAGUCUUCCCUUUGCCAUGUCUAAUCUUGGAUGGGGUCCUGGUGUGGUUAUUCUGAUAUUAUCAUGGGUGAUCACUUUAUUCACAUUAUGGCAAAUGGUCGAGAUGCAUGAAAUGGUUCCGGGAAAGAGGUUUGAUAGGUACCAUGAACUGGGUCAGUAUGCCUUUGGUGAAAAGCUUGGCCUUUGGAUUGUGGUUCCCCAACAGCUCAUCUGCGAAGUUGGCGUGGACAUUGUGUACAUGGUCACAGGAGGAAAAUCCCUGCAGAAGGUUCAUAACAUAGUUCGUAAAGACGAAAAAGAUUCGAUCAAACUCAGUUACUUCAUCAUGAUAUUUGCCUCUGCUCAUUUUGUACUUGCUCAUCUCCCCAACUUCAACUCCAUAUCUGGCGUGUCUUUGGCAGCAGCAGUCAUGUCAUUAAGUUACUCUACAAUUGCAUGGACGGCUUCAGUGCAUAAGGGUGUUCAGGCAGACGUAGACUACGGUUAUAUAGCCCACAAUACAUCAGGAACAGUCUUCAAUUUCUUCAGUGCCUUAGGCGACGUUGCUUUUGCCUAUGCCGGCCACAAUGUGGUUCUGGAGAUCCAAGCAACAAUCCCUUCCACUCCAGAAACCCCAUCCAAGAAGCCUAUGUGGAGGGGAGUAGUGAUAGCCUACAUAGUAGUGGCUUUGUGCUAUUUUCCGGUGGCUCUCAUUGGAUACUACACCUUCGGCAACAAAGUUGAGGACAACAUCUUAAUCUCCUUGGAGAAACCUGAAUGGCUCAUCAUAAUGGCAAACAUGUUUGUUGUUGUCCAUGUUAUUGGGAGUUAUCAGCUAUAUGCAAUGCCAGUGUUUGACAUGAUAGAAACUGUUCUGGUAAAGAAACUAAAAUUCAGGCCAACUACAACUCUUCGCUUCAUUUCCCGCAACUUAUAUGUUGCAUUCACAAUGUUCGUUGGCAUUACUUUUCCCUUCUUUGGUGGACUUCUGGGAUUCUUUGGUGGAUUUGCCUUUUCCCCAACAACAUACUUUCUCCCUUGCAUCAUGUGGCUUGCUAUCAAGAAACCGCGAAAGUUCAGCUUAUCUUGGAUCGUUAACUGGAUUUGCAUUACAUUGGGACUCAUGCUCAUGAUCCUUUCACCUAUUGGAGGGUUAAGGAGUAUCAUACAUCAAGCCAAGAACUACAAAUUCUACAAUUGAAAUUUCUUUGCAAAACAACAGAUUGGUGACCUUGGAAUCUAAUGCAGACAUAUAGAUGCAAGCAUAUGUCACGAAUAAGACAACGAAGACAUACACAAAUAGGUCUCCAUGCAUCUGGCUUGUCUGAAUUCUAAAGCUGAACAUAAAAAUGCAGAAGAGACAUCUCUACGCCUCUUCGUGGAGUUGUUGAUUUUUUUAAUUUUGUGUUGUAUGGGUGUGAUGCAAACAUUACAGAACUUUUACUAUUUUCCUGUAUUUUCAGCAGUAAGGAAAUAGAUAUAUGUGGA